UUUCAGAUGUUCAAAUAGAAUCAGAAACAAUAGAACAGAGGAACAGCAAACAAAAUGGAGUUUACCGAAUGCAAAACUACAUUUAUUCAUCUGCCCGAUAAAAGUUUUUUAUACGAUGUUUUUGUAAGUGUAUAUAAUUUCUACCAUCCUAUACAUGCCUACUUAUCAAUAUUUCUAUGCGUGUUGGGUACAAUCGCUAAUUUCUGUAACAUCGUCGUACUAACGAGACGAACAAUGCGAACGCCAGUUAAUAUGAUUUUGACAGCAAUGGCAUCUUGUGAUACAGUUGUGUUAUUUUCAAAUUUAAUAUACACAACACAUUACUCAUUUGUCGCUUUCAAGUUUUGUCAUCCGAAACAUUGGUCCUACUCUUGGGCGUUAUUUUUAAUUGCUCAUGCUCAUCUUUCAUUAGUUGCACAUUCUUCAAGUGUUUGGUUGUCAGUUAUGCUUGCACUUGUUCGAUAUGUAACACUUCGAAGUAGGGGAAAUAUGGGUGGUAUGCAAGUGACGUUAAGGCAUUCUUAUUAUGCCGUUGCUGUUACUGUAUCCCUUGUAGCAGUGCUUAAUGCACCGAAUUUUCUGAAUUACAAAAUCAAUGAACAGCCAUUGAAUGAAACGUGUACCGAUUUGGAUCCAAUGUUCUGGAAUUCGCCCGCGUAUCUUCCUGGAAUUGCAGACAUUGCAAAAGCAAACAGCUGUCUGGUCUUCCGGUUAUCUUAUUGGAUAUCCGGUAUGGUAUUCAAAGUAUUACCAUGUGCGCUUCUAUCGUUGUUUGUUUGGCUCCUUUUACGAAUUCUUCGUGAAGUGCGUGAGAAUCGUCAACGUCUUCUCAAGAACUCGCAACAUCGACCACCGAAUCAAACGACUACUCGAAACGGACAAAGACUGAGCAUUUCAGUUGCAGGCAACGAGAAAUUAGGCAGAAAUGGAAGCUUACGGGGGAGAGGAGAACGUGUCGAUCGGACAACUCAUAUGUUAUUGGCAAUUGUAGCAGUUAUGCUAGUGACUGAAUUACCUCAAGGAAUUAUGGCUGUCUUGUCUGGAAUGUGUUCUGAAGAAUUCCGAAUUUACAUUUAUAACAAUCUGGGAGACAUUCUCGAUUUGUUCUCACUUUGCGGUUCAUGUUGUUCAUUCAUCAUUUACUGCUCAAUGAGUGGACAGUUCAGAAAUGAAUUCCACCGUGUCUUUGUACCUGCAAAGGUGAGAUGUCUCCGAAUGUCAUCGCCGUCGAUUCGUCGUCCAUCCGACGCCUACAGUACCACAAAAAUGACUUUUCUAAAACCAAACGAGAAAAACGGAAAUGGAAUGAAUGGAAAUGGCACUUAUUCGGAAGAUACAAGAUGGUCGGAAUCCAGGUACGAAGAAACAGUACGGAAAUAACGAGAAUGACUGGAUGUGAUUCAAUUACUCCAUGUUCUCCAAUGCCAACAUCAUUUCCAUCAUCCCCACUUCCACCGAUUCGAAGUGGAGAAGAUGAAUCCACUGAUGAGACAUCACAUCUACUUAACAGCUCAGGACCCAACUCAACAGCCAGUGCUGAUGGAAUUCGUGGACACUUUCAAAACAUUUGAUAUCAGAAUUUUUUAAACACACAAAUUGCAACACGUGUCAGAACAAAACCAUUAGUAUUUACCAUAUUCACGGGUUUCUAUUUCAAUUUUCUGAUUACGUUGAUUUCUUCUUAAGCGUGUCCUAUUAAUGAAUCUUGUUUUUUAUUAGUAACAUACUUUUUUUUUAAAUCUUUAAACUUUUCAGAAUUGAAAAAAAAAAUAAAGUAAUUGUUCAGAAAUUA
Molecule: messenger RNA, 1792 nt
Organism: Caenorhabditis elegans
Lineage: Eukaryota; Metazoa; Nematoda; Chromadorea; Rhabditida; Rhabditidae
Gene: dmsr-1
Product: G-protein coupled receptor dmsr-1
Exons: 6
Coding region: 55-1380 (441 amino acids)
Biological process (GO): neuropeptide signaling pathway; G protein-coupled receptor signaling pathway
Cellular component (GO): plasma membrane; membrane
Molecular function (GO): G protein-coupled receptor activity; G protein-coupled peptide receptor activity
Source: RefSeq, marked reviewed